AUAGGUCGGUCAAAUUAUUAGGCGAUAUAUUGGAAGCGAACAUGGCUGCGCCCACAGCACCGAGAGGAUCAUCAGCCUCCAGCCCGCCCGGGUUUGAAGGUUUCCCGUUUGCGGUGGCCGGUAAACCAGCGGAGGAAAGCUCCGGUAAAGAGCAGGAGCAGGUCGGGGACGUGAAGAAGAAGCCGUGCAGAGCGUGUACGGACUUUAAAUCCUGGAUGAAGGUGCAGAAGAAACAGACGACAGCUGCUGUACAGGAGACCCAAGCUGCAGAGCCAGAGCCACAACAAGACCCACAGUGCCCGCUGGACCGGCAAGAGCUGGGGCGUAACACCUGGUCCUUCCUGCACACUAUGGCGGCGUAUUACCCCGAUCGUCCAUCUGCGACCCAGCAGCAAGAGAUGGGGCAGUUCAUCAACCUUUUCUCCAAGUUCUUCCCGUGUGAGGAAUGUGCAGAGGACCUCAGGGGCAGAUUGAAAACCAAUCAGCCAGACACCAGGAGUCGCCACGCUCUUUCUCAGUGGCUCUGUCGUAUCCACAAUGACGUCAACGUCCGGCUGGGCAAGCCUGAGUUUGACUGCUCCCGUGUGGAUGAGAGGUGGAAAGAUGGAUGGAAAGAUGGCUCCUGUGACUGAGCGAUAAGAGAUGUGAGAAUGGAGAGGAGAAACUCUUUGUCAGAGCUCACAUCUCUUUUGUGGAGAAACUUUACAUGAAGAGAGAAAGGCUGUGUGGUACAUUUCAAACUCUUGUUUUGUGGUUAGUUAAUAACUGAUCUGGUAAUAAAAAAUAAAAAGAAUCCCUCUCUGUUUCUAAGAUCAGAACCAAGACUCACUGAACGUCUUUAUUCCAGUUAUUGGGGAGUUUUAAAAGGUUACUACACAAAUGUUUGCAGAAAUUUUGCAUCAAAUCUUGUGUGAAAUGAAAAACGUAUUUUUAACCAGUGUGGCCCUGAUGUGUCUGUUGAAGCUGUGAGUUGGUUACAAACACAUUUUGCCAUUAAAAUGUUGUUUCCUGGUCUGUUCUAAGACACAACGUGGUUUUGCCAAGUAGAACAUGCUCCUGGACCAACAUUGGAAUCAACCAAUCACAGCCCUCUGACAUCAUAGGUGUGCUGCUCCUGCGCUUCAUUCAACAUUGCGUUGUGCUUCCUCAGAGCUGAGCUAGUUUUACAAAUUGAAGUUAAUACAAUUAAACACAAUCCUCAGUAACACUGAACAAAAACAUUAUAAGCUACUGCAGGGUUAGCCAUUAGCUUGCUAACUAGCUUGGCCAUGCUUAUGAGUAAACUUGCUGACAGGCUAGAAUAUUUGGAAGUUAGCUUGCUAACUAGCUUGGCUAUGCUAACGAGUAAACUUGCUGAUAGAGUAGAAUAUUAGCGAGUCAGCUUGGCAAUGCUAAUGAGUAAACUUGCUGAUAGACUAGAAUAUUAGCGAGUUUGCUUGCUAACUAGCCUUGCCAUGCUAAUAAGUAAACUUGCUGAUUGAGUAGAAUUUUAGUUAGCUUGCUUAUAUUCUCACCUAUUGGCAAGUUUACUCAUUAGCAUAGCCUACUUAGUUAGCAAGCUAACUCACUAAUAUUUUAGUCUGUUGGCAAGCUUACUUGUUAGCAUAGCCACCUACUUAGCAAGCUAUCUUGCUAAUAUUCUAGCCUAUUGGCAAGCUUACUCAUUAGCAUAACCAACCUAGUUAGCGAGCUAACAAGCUAACCCUGCAGUAGCUUAUAAGGUUUUUGUUCAGUGUCACUGAGAAUUUUGUUUCACUGUACCAACUUCAAUUUGGGUAAGCUAGCUUAGCUCUGAAGAAGGCGCACAAAGUCAUAUUGAAAGAAGUACAGGAGCAGCACACUGAUGAUGUCAGAAGGCUGUGAUUGGUUGGCUGCAAUGUUGAUCCAGGAACACGUCCUACUUGGCAAAAUCACAUUAUGCCUGUUCUAAGUUGUGUUUUGAAGCCUUGCUUAAUCCAGAAAAAUCACUACAACACAAAAUGUCACUUCUUACAUGUGACAAAAAAAAUAUUUGUUACACAAUGCUCAUUUUGUCAGGGAAUAAUUAGAGCUUUCACUGAAACUUUGUGUCAGAGAAAUAUAUAUAUUUUACAUAAUGAUGAUUACAGAAUGUUUCCUCACUGUAUAACACUCAGAUUGUGUGUCUGUGUGUGUUUUGUGGUGUUAUACCUGCAACAUAUGUUAAUUUAUUUGCAUAAUUUUGUGCUGGAAUUAGUCAUUAUAUAAUUUUUGAUGACAGUGAUGAUUAAUUGAUCAUUUAAGUCAUUAAAUCAAAUACAAAUAUCUAUAUUUUGUUGAUUAAAGCUUCUCAAAAGUGAUCAUUUAGUUGUGUUUCCUUAAUCCAUGUCACUGUAAAUUAAUUUUUGGCUGCUGGUUGAACAAAAUAAGCAUAUUGAACAAUCACUUUGGUAACAUAUAAUUUACAUGUUAUAAAAUAAAUUAUGCAUAAAGUCAGAUAAUGGCUUAAUGGGUAAUUAGUUAGUGGCAAGUUCAGGGUCAGUCAGGGGCCUUUGAGCACCUCGACCAUGUGACC
This is a messenger RNA of Epinephelus fuscoguttatus (brown-marbled grouper), 2533 nucleotides long. RefSeq names its product growth factor, augmenter of liver regeneration (ERV1 homolog, S. cerevisiae) (gene gfer). Gene Ontology annotation, cellular component: mitochondrion. The record is from RefSeq and is a predicted model, not a curated record. Lineage: Eukaryota; Metazoa; Chordata; Actinopteri; Perciformes; Serranidae. Gene Ontology annotation, molecular function: flavin-dependent sulfhydryl oxidase activity; flavin adenine dinucleotide binding. The coding region runs from base 42 to 632 and encodes 196 amino acids. The transcript is spliced from 3 exons. Gene Ontology annotation, biological process: liver development.